AUGGCUUCCGAUCGUAUAGCCAAUCUUAUCGAGGACGAGGCGUUAGUCCAGGCACUUGAUGAUCGCGCCCCAGAGUAUGCGGUGCUCGUGCAGUCAAGUACUGCCACUGCACUCCGCAAUUCAGAAACCGCGGACCUUCUGGAGGUCACAGUUUGGGAUACAUCUGUUGAGGAGCGAAAGAGAGUUUAUUCUGAACGACCGCCUUUCAAUACCGAUUGGGCAGCGUUGUUCUACAAAUAUCUACGAGAAAGGAGUGUGGGCCAAAACCGGGAACUAGAGACAGGCAUUGAUACUGUGAUAAAGAACGCUGUUCUCGAUGCGUCUAAAGCAUUUUAUACUUCCGAGGAGACAAUUGCUAUACUAUCAGGAGAGUUAGUGAAGCAGGUUGAUAUGAACGAGAAGGUCCGGAAAGCCAUAUACGAUGAGUUGCAGUCCACGCGGAAAUUAGCCAUAAGGGAGUCGAGGGAUGCAGUCGCUGCACAUACGCAUGUUAUCCUUGCUGACAGGAUGCACGACGUCAUGGCUCAGUCACUCAAUCACGCCGUACUAAAUACCACAGUUGGCAGUGUCGUUGGACACAUGGUGCUCUCUGCAAUGGCGCUUCCCGCAGUCAAGGUCGCCGUCACCCAUUCGAUUAUCGUUGCUGUUCAUAGCGCGGCUGUGCAGCACAUGCUGGUAUUGGUAGGGAAGAAAAUAGGUGUCACAGUUCUCCUUGCACUCAUUUUCGGCCAUGCGGCAGCGUCUUUGGCCGGCUGGUUUGUGCUUCCAGUCAUUGCGGCUUUCGUCACGUACCAAUAUCAAAGAUUACCAGACACUUUAGCAAAGAAGAUACCGCCCGAACUAGCGGAGCAGAUUAAGCAAAACGCACCUACAAUCAAUAGGCCUAUCGCCGAAGCUGUAAAGACAGCUGCAAUGGAGGCGUUCUUUUCACUUUCGGAUGAGUCAAUUUCCAUGCUCCAUGAUGCUGCUAUGAGACCACAGGCAUGCAACUAUUAA
Molecule: messenger RNA, 996 nt
Organism: Aspergillus viridinutans
Lineage: Eukaryota; Fungi; Ascomycota; Eurotiomycetes; Eurotiales; Aspergillaceae
Exons: 1
Coding region: 1-996 (331 amino acids)
Source: RefSeq, a predicted model, not a curated record